Messenger RNA from Colletes gigas, 6230 nucleotides. RefSeq names its product integrin alpha-PS2 (gene if). The transcript has 13 exons. NCBI's taxonomy places the organism in Eukaryota, Metazoa, Arthropoda, Insecta, Hymenoptera, Colletidae. The coding region runs from base 353 to 4915 and encodes 1520 amino acids. Gene Ontology annotation, molecular function: integrin binding. Gene Ontology annotation, cellular component: integrin complex; external side of plasma membrane. Gene Ontology annotation, biological process: cell-cell adhesion; cell adhesion mediated by integrin; cell-matrix adhesion. The record is from RefSeq and is a predicted model, not a curated record.
CCACUCGCAGCCCCCGCGAGUCCAAGAGAACGAAGAGUAAACCGAAAGAACGGUCUUCUACUCAGUCUGUCCGCGACCGUCCGUCAAGCAGACGUCUGCCGACUCGUUUACCCCCACUUCCUUUCGGCGGUCUGUCGUUCACUGAUUGUGAGUGUCUCUUUCGCAGUGUCUCUCGAGGGCCUCGUAGAAGCCACAUGUCGUCUGUUGCGCGGCCGCUACCGGCACCCUGACCCAUUAUUGUCAGUUGUGACGAUCGAUCGCGAGCAGUGCGUCACGCAUCGAUUCCUCGAUCGCCGGUCGCUUAUGACAGUUAGAUCGUAUCACAGUGAUAAAAGGUGACUGACGAGAAAUUAUGUGGUUCGCGAACGUCCUCGCAGGCCUCAUUGGCCUGGUCAUCGUCGGUUCGCCACCCUGGUGUUCCGACGCGUUCAACGUGGAGACGAAACAUUACGCGGUUUAUCAAAACGAGAACAAAUCCAUGUUCGGAUUCGCGGUGUCGAUGUACCGAGACAGAAACGGUCGAGGCUGGGCGAUCGUAGGUGCACCGGAGGCCAAAACUCAGCAACCUGGCGUCUACAGAGGCGGUGCUGUUUACAAAUGCGACAUCGCGGCCGACGAUCGAUGCUCGGUGAUCCAGUUCGAUACCAAAGGGAACAAUCGUGCUCGAAAUCCAAAUGUGGCGGGCGGUUUAAGUCAGAUCGACAAUAAAACGCUUCAGUGGUUCGGUGCCACGGUUUCAGCCUCCCUGAAGGAUGGAGGGCCUAUCAUGGCGUGUGCCCCCAGGUAUAUCUGGUUCUCCUUGUCCCAGCAGAAGUACGAUUCCGAGGACAAUCGGUGGAGCAAGGAAUCGACGGCCGGAAAUCGAAGGGAGCCCGUCGGCACCUGUUGGGUCGUUAACAGCCAGUUCAACGAAUCGCAAGAAUUUUCACCCUGCCGGACCAGGUACUGGGGAUACCACAGGCAGGGUUCGUGUCAAGCUGGAUUGGGCGCCGCCAUGUCCAAGAACGGUGAGAGGCUCUUCAUCGGGGCACCAGGAAGUUGGUACUGGCAAGGUCAGAUAUACUCGAUCAGCACCGAUAUCAGGUUGCAGUUCGUAGCGACGACGUUGUUCACCCCCGAAGCAGAUGGAUCAGGCCAAGCGUUUUCACAGUCGUUGAAGAAUCGUGCGAAAAUAUUGUUCACGAAGGAAGGGCCGGCCACGGAGGACGAUAGCUACAUGGGUUAUUCCGUCACGACCGGGGAUUUUAUUGGAAAUGGCGACAGCGGCACUGCUGUUGGUGUACCACGCGGCGGCGACCUUCUUGGCAAAGUUAUCCUAUUUACAUCGAACAUGACGAAUCCACGUAACAUUACUGGGGAACAAAUGGGAGCUUACUUCGGUUAUGCUGUUGCUUCCGGUGAUAUUGAUGGCGACGGUUUAGAUGAUCUCAUAGUCGGCGCGCCAAUGUAUACAGUGCCAGAUAACCCGGAAAUGACCAUCGAGACCGGAAGGGUGUACGUGAUCUAUCAGGGCGCUGGACCUGAAAAAUACCGGAAAAUCGACUUUAGAGACGGGGAGAGCAACCGCGGACGAUUCGGUUUGUCGCUGGCAGCACUAGGGGACAUCGACCGUGACGGUUAUGGCGAUUUCGCCGUGGGUGCUCCUUACGGUGGUCUACGUGGACACGGUGCCGUCUACAUCUACCACGGUUCCUCCAACGGAGUCCUCGAAAAGUACUCUCAGGUGAUCUACGCCGAGAACCUCGGCGUCCCGUUGGAUACGUUCGGGUUCUCCGUGGCCGGUGGCCUCGACCUCGACGGGAACCACUAUCCAGAUUUGGUGGUGGGCGCCUACGAGUCCGGCACAGCGAUCCUAUUCAGGUCCCGGCCGGUCAUCAAGAUGGACUCUUACGUGAGUUUCGAUCAGGAAUCGAAAUUGAUCUCGUUGGACGAUAGGAAUUGCACGCUAUCGGACGGAAGCCGGGUGACCUGCUUCCCGUUGAGGGCGUGUUUCAAGUACACCGGCGAGGGUGUAUUCGCCAAGCACAACUUCAACAUCCAGUACGUCCUGGACGUGAAGAAAACCAAGAAUCCAAGGUUGUUCUUCUUGGAACUCGAGGGCAGGAAUACGCUGAAUCGCACAAUCAUGGUGGAUCGGGAUCGACAGUUCUGUCGCACGGUUCAGGUGUACGUGACGUCCAACAUCCGUGACAAACUAACAUCCCUGGACGCCGAAAUGCGAAUGAGCCUCGACGAGGAACGCUACGAGGACAACAGACCCAGGGACCCCAGGUUGCCUCUGCGGCCAGUUUUAGGCUCGACGACGUCCAAGAAGGAUUCUCUGUCCAUCAGGAAGAAUUGUGGCCCCGACAACGUGUGCAUACCAGACCUGCAGAUGAACGUGUCGUCGAACGUGCUAAGGUACCUGCUGGGUUCUGGAAAGCGACUAGAGCUGGACGUGAUGGUGCAGAACAUGGGGGAGGACGCGUUCGAAGCUACGUACAACUUGAAGCUACCGACUGGCAUCGAUUACAUAAAAGUCGAGAAGAUCGAGACCAUGGGUGUGCCCGUUCAAUGCUCCGCGCCCAAGCAAACGAACAACAACACGCUUCGCUGCGACAUCGGCAACCCUUUGCAGCAGCACGGGUUGGUUAAGUUUAAGGUGCUGUUGCAGCCGGUCACCUCUCACGGGAUGAAGCCUGUCUAUUCCUUCGAAAUGGACGUGAACACCACCAAUCCCGAGAAUCCGUACACGACCGACGAUAAUAAGUACACUCUGAGGCUACCGAUCUGGAUCGAGACCGAGCUACGCGUGGACGGCGAGAGCAAACCCAAGGAUCUCUAUUACUAUCCGGACAAUUACACCAGCGACGCGAACGCGUCGACGGAGAUCGAUUUUGGACCUGCUGUAACGCACAAUUACACCAUUCGCAACCUGGGUCCCUCUGACGUGAUCGAGGCGGAGGUCUUCCUCAUUUGGCCGGCACAGACACUGGGGGGAAACGAACUGCUCUACCUUCUGGAGCAACCGGAAACGUCUGGACCUAUCGCAUGUGAAACUGCCAACGCGAACUAUCUUAGCCUUAAGCUGGAACAACGAAGAAGAUCCUAUUCUCAUCAUUCGGACCCCUCGGGAGUAACAUUGGACGAAUCACAAUCAGGUAAAACGAUCAAUGUGCAGAGCGGAUUCGACGUGGAGAAGAACAAGCAAGUCCAACACGAAGAAAGCGAAAUCAAUAGCGGGGAUAGUUCGAGCAUCCAGAAAUCGCGUCACUGGCCACCCUCCUCGUCGUCCGUCGUCACCAGCAACACCAAGAAGAUACAAUUAUCAACAACGGGGGAAAAACCAAAUGUGUUGGUCACAACGUACACGCAAAACAAUUCUGGAACAGGUUCGAUCGGUACAGAUGACUCUACGGUUGGCAACAGGGGUGUGCUGAUCCACACGGAAUCUGGCGGUUAUGGGGACACUUUGGGAGCUGGUUUCCGAUCCAGCGACGGCGCCACCUUCGGUUCGAGGAUCUCGAGCAUCGACGAGCAGCACACGGUUCGCGCGAAUCACUCGGAAACCAGGUUGCAAGAGGAGGAACGUCGUGUUCUGCAACGACAACGAGAAGAACAGGAGCGACUCUCCUAUCAAAGAAGACUAGAGGAGGAAAUAAAGCGUCAGCGGGAGGAAUGGGUACGACUGGAAGAGGAGGCACGAAGGAGGGUAGCGGAGAAAGAGACGCGUUAUGGCGUUGAUCGUGGAUUCGUCACGGGCGAUCGGGAGGAAACGGUCAGAGAAGGUGAAUUUGGAUUUAAUCUGCGUAAUGUAAGCUCUACGCAAGAGUUGGAACGAUUGUUUGGAUCUCUGUCGAAGUCGGCGACCGGCUACGAGCUGUACAACAGACAGGGCAAGAACUACGUCCAGUUCAUGGGCAGAUUCAGAACCUCCGCCGACAGAAAGGAGUACAUAGAGUUCCAGGAUAGCUCCAUGUUCCCUCUUCAGGAUCGAUACGGGGGCCAGAGUUACGUCUCCGAGUCCACCGAGCCUCGGGACAGUCGGUUCUUGAGGAUAGAGGGUGAGCUACAGAUAGAUUCGAACGGGAGAGGGUUCAUCGUCUUGAAAGAUGGUCGCAGAUUCCCGCUGCAAGGAUCGUUUAGUUACACCGAGUCUCGUCAGACCAACUUCGGUGACUCAUGGAACGAAGAGUCUGGUCAGACCGGUGGCCUGGAACGAGAAUACGAAUCGUCGUACACCAGCACUCACGAAGAGAGACGAACGGAGGACAAAAGGGUUACCAGCAGUAUCCACGGAAGAGAGAAUCGCGAAACGUUCGGUGAUGUUACGACGACCGAUAGAUCGAGUUCGGAUACAGGCGACAAGAAACUGUUUAAAAAGUUCGAAAGACUGCAGAGACGCGCCAGAGACCUGGAUGAAGAUUUUACGACGGACGAGGGCGUGUUCGAUGAUAAAGAUAACGAAAACGACCCAAGGACGCAGGGACCAGUCGGUCCUUGCGAUUCAGCGAAAUGCGUGAUGCUCAGGUGCGUCGUUGGUCCUUUGAAAAAGGAUCAGGAAGUCUGGUUGGGUGCUAGGUACAGGGUGGACGCGAGAACCCUGAAGAAGGUGGCCGUUCAGGAGAAGGUCAGAGUUUCUACCAAGUUGGUAGCACGAGUUACCAAGCAACCUUUCAUCGGUACACCUGCCGAACAGGUGAUCAAGAGUCACGAAAUUAAAACGAACGUUGAGCCGAACGUGACACCAUCUGCGCCGGAUGUUAUUCCAUUUUGGGUGGUGGUUCUCUCGGCCUGCGCCGGAACGAUCAUUUUGUUGCUGCUUAUCUUCCUGCUUUACAAGUGCGGAUUCUUUAAGAGGAACAGACCGUCGGACGCUCCGGAGAGGGAACCUCUAAAUAGGAACGGUCACUUCCAGCACGGGGAUGAUCAUUGAAACGUAAAUCGAGGAUCGAUCAGUGGAAUUCAAUCGAAACGAAAAUCGUCGAACGAGUCACUAAGUGCCUUAACUUCACGAAUAUUUUGAAGGAGCGGGAAUAUGCAUUCGCUGGAACGCGUGGAACAGUUCAAUUUACGAUUCUGCCGUGUGCAAAAUAAUUUUAAUUAACAUUCGCGAGUGCCUUUAUCUCCGAACCGAACGUGAAACUGCUAGAGUGAAUUUUAUAAAGGUUCUGGAGCGAUACUGCGAUUUCUACUGCCACUGAAUACUCCUUCCAGCUCCUGCAGCUCGACCAUGCAAGUUUCUAGUCAGGAGACGUCUUCUUUUUAUUUUAUUUUUUUUUUUAACUCGUAAUUUACUUAAGCCUCCCGUUCGUCGACAAAUACGAGCGUAAUCGACGAUCGAUUAAACAGCCGAACAAAUUUUAUUCGAGGACGAAAAAUAAUAAGCGUUCGUCAAAUUAUUGUUUUAUUUGCGUAAAAUAGAUGCCGAGUUAUCUAUUAUUUUAUUACGAAAAGUUCGGUGACCCAAAUAUUUCGGUAAGUGAGAAAAUCAGAAAAGAAAUUUAAUUUUUAACCUCAUUCGACGACAAUUAACCUCAAAUGAUGAUUAAGUUUUGAACGUUUUCAAAAACGAAACGAAGGACAGUUGCAAUCGUCGUCGAAUAGUAUCGUAACGAUUUGAAUUGUUGUUCCGACGUAAGCGUACAGGAGCAAUAUCUAAUUAUAUAUUGUAAAUACACAAUAGAAUAUACCACGAAUAUCACUAUGACCACAAAAUCCCAAGUAUUUCCGUUGGAUUUACAAAAUAUAGUGAAAUCUUUGUUUCGAAUAGCUUUUUUUCUGCGAACACAAAAAAGUAUUUUGAAAUUUCGUGACGACUGAUACUUAUACGAUUUCUAUCGUAAAGGAAUUUAAUUGGCCCAACGUUUUCGACAAUUUAACGAUUUAAUAUCGAUAGAUCUCAUUCGUUGCCGAUGCCGGCAGUCGGUUUGUAUUUUCUUUUUAUUUUUUAACGCGAAAGUGGUCUCGAGAACGGGAAUCUUUGAUUAUUUAUUAAAUUUUUACAUUAUAUAUGUACAAUGUAACGUAUGAUAGAGCGUCGUAACAUGGACGGGGACUUGCCCCGUAUGUAUGUGUGUACAAUCUUGUAAAUUAUUAAUUUUAUUACUAAAACAAUUCAGAAAAAAAUAGCUAGCUAACGCAAUAAUAAUUAUGUAGAAAGUAAAAAAUUUCUGAGAAAUGCGGAAAGGUAGAACUGACUUGUAUAUACAGACUUAAGAUGUAAUAUUAAAAGAAAAAUAUUAUUGAUA